Acanthopagrus latus (yellowfin seabream) is the source of this 2060-nucleotide messenger RNA. RefSeq names its product brain-derived neurotrophic factor (gene bdnf). The transcript has 2 exons. The record is from RefSeq and is a predicted model, not a curated record. Bases 536 to 1345 code for a protein of 269 amino acids. Gene Ontology annotation, biological process: memory; positive regulation of peptidyl-serine phosphorylation; positive regulation of collateral sprouting. Lineage: Eukaryota; Metazoa; Chordata; Actinopteri; Spariformes; Sparidae. Gene Ontology annotation, molecular function: nerve growth factor receptor binding; growth factor activity.
CUGCUUAAACAGGAGUUUGGUGGCGAGCAGCCAGCCAGCGGCAGGUCACAUGUUGCAGCGUCAUUGUGUAGUAAAGUUACUGUAGUUGCAAAGAGGCUCCUCAUUUCGGCUCCAGAGGUCUCUCAUCCCGUGCUGCUGCUGCUGCUGCUGCUGCUGCUGCUGCGGCGUUUCCAGCAUGCGACAACUUCACUUUCAGACGAUCUCCACAGGAGCCGCGCAGCCAUGGGAGUGCAUCACCUCAUCCAUGCAAUUUCCACCAUCAAUAAUUUAAUCUAUUUGCUCCAAAGCUGAAGAGAUAUCCCCGAGAAGCUCCUCUCUUUUUUUUUUUUCUUUUUUCUUUUUCCUUUUUUUUUUUUUUUUGUUGUUGGUGUGUGUGUGUGUACCGGGAGAGAGAAUAUACAACAGAGAGGAACAAUAUCGCGCUUAAGUAGAAUUACUCAGGGAGUUGUCCAAUACAUCCCAGAUGACACUACUGUCCUGUUGAAUGGUCUGUUUUACGACUGGGCAGUAAAAGUUCCACCAGGUUAGAAGAGUGAUGACCAUCCUGUUCCUUACUAUGGUUAUUUCAUACUUCAGUUGCAUGAGAGCUGCGCCCCUGAGAGACGCCCCGGGCAUGCGGGGCCAUCGGACGGAAGGCUACUUGGGCGCCGCUGUGACGGCCGCACGAGGCCACGGGACUCCACAGAGUGGUGGUGGGCCAGGCCAGCGCGGGGAACUGCCCUCACUCACAGACACGUUUGAGCAGGUGAUAGAGGAGCUGCUGGAGGUGGAGGGGGAGGCGGCACAGCUGGGACAGGGGGCUGAUAAGAGCCAGGGAGGUGGGGGCCCACCCUCUGUGGUCACCGCAGAGGCCAAGGAUGUCGACCUGUACGACUCGCGGGUGAUGAUCAGCAACCAAGUGCCUUUGGAGCCGCCGUUGCUCUUUCUCCUGGAGGAAUACAAAAACUAUCUGGAUGCCGCCAACAUGUCCAUGAGGGUGCGGCGACACUCCGAUCCCUCGCGGCGCGGAGAGCUCAGUGUGUGUGACAGUAUUAGCCAGUGGGUGACAGCUGUGGAUAAAAAGACGGCAAUAGACAUGUCUGGGCAGACAGUUACCGUCAUGGAAAAGGUCCCUGUCCCCAAUGGCCAACUGAAGCAAUACUUUUAUGAGACCAAAUGCAACCCCAUGGGGUACACAAAGGAGGGCUGCAGAGGAAUAGACAAGCGGCAUUAUAAUUCCCAAUGCAGGACAACCCAGUCCUACGUGCGAGCGCUUACCAUGGAUAGCAAAAAGAAGAUCGGCUGGCGGUUUAUAAGGAUAGACACUUCAUGUGUAUGCACAUUGACCAUUAAAAGAGGGAGAUAGUGUAUAAAAUGUAUAGAUUUUAUUGAAGAGUUUAAAAAAGAGAAUAAAGAGAAAAUAUCUAUUUGUAUAUAUACAUAACAGGGUAAAUUAUUCCGUCAAAUGAAAAUUUUAUGGACUGCAUGUAAAAAAAGAUGAAGUUUAUACAGUAAAAGUGAUACUACAGUCUAUUUAUUGAACAUAUUCAUGACCUUGUAAACAAUUAAAAAAAAUCUGAUCAGUCAUUUGCGCCCAGUUUAAAUUACUAUAUCACAUUCCUCAAGACAUUGUGAUUUGUUUACGUUGCCAAGAAUUAGAAAAUGAAGGAAGAAAAAAAAGAAGAAGAAAACAGGCAAGGAAAGAGAGAGGACAGUUCCAUCUUCAAAAGCUUGCAUGCUGCUUCAAUUGUGAAUCGAGAAAUUCUCCACUUACAAAAAAGGAUAUGAUGCUGACCAAAAAAAAAAAAAAACAUUCCGUUUACAUAUUCAGCAGAAAACAACUUUCCUCUCAAGUAAUUUAUCUGUUUACUGUUCUAAACUUCUCAAGGUAAUGUUGGAAUUACAUACUAUGUCAAGGUGCUGUUGUCAAAGCUUUGCUGUUUAUUUUUUUAUCCCCACCAGAGGACAAGAUAUAUAUAAAAAAAAAAAUCUAUAUAUAUAUAUAUAUAUAAAAUUUAUUCAUUGACAUGUUUCUGGGUUAAUAUUAUUCAUUUUGUAUGUUGUGAAGUUGUUUGCAAUAU